AUGGCCCUCCGCUAUCGUUUUCAAAAGCUUCGAGAAAAAGUACAGUUGCACGGCGACAAUGAGCAGCACGAGCAGACGGAUUCGUGGAGCAACCGUGAUCUCAUUCCGCUCCCGCCUGCGCGUCGAACAUGGGGCUGGUUCCAUUUCUUCGGGUAUUGGGCGAUCAGUAGCUUGAAUAUCUCGAAUUGGCAAACGCCGAAUUCGUUCCUGACUCUCGGACUAUCGGUAGGCCAGUCCAUGCUAAUCAUUGUGCUCGGCCGUCUUCUCAUUGCCGGGUUCUCUGUGCUCAUUGCGUGGUGCGGCUUGGAAUGGCAUAUCGGGUUCACGGUUCAGAAUCGGUAUACUUGGGGGAUGCGGGGGAGCUACAUUCCCCUUCUGCAACGAAUCCUACUCAACUUCAUCUGGACAGCUGUACAAUGCUGGAACGGUGGACGACUAAUCGCCGUUUGCAUAACCGCCAUAUGGCCCUCCUUCGCGCGCAUCCCAAACACCCUCUCCGCCUCCAUGCCCACCACCACGUACCAGUUCGUCGGCUUCAUCCUCUUUUGGACGUUCAGUACCCCUUUCCUUCUCAUCCGCCCCGAGAAGUUCAAACUCCCGUUCCAAGUCAUCUCCCUUUAUUGCGGCAUCGGUAUGCUCUGCAUGAUGACCUGGGCCCUCGCGACCGCCAACGGCGUUGGCCCCCUCUGGAGCACCGGCACCGCCAUCCCCUCCACCAGCAUGUGGAACUCUAGCUGGCUGAUCAUGUCCGGGAUCAACCAGAUGAUCGGCGGUAUCGCAGCCGGCAUCACAAACGGCAGCGACUUCAGCCGCUACUCGCGUAGCCCUUCCCACUACGUUGGUGGCACCAUCGCCUCGGCGUGGAUCGUGGGCAUCAUGGUCAGUUUCAUCGGCUUAGUCACCACGAGUGCCGCGCAAAAAAUCUACGGCGAGGUCUACUGGAACCCGCCCGACCUGCUCAUGGUGAUGAUGGACAGCGGGAAUGGCUCAUCCAAAGCCCGUGCCGGCGUCUUCUUCCUCUCUCUCGGCUUUGCACUUACGGCCAUGUUCGAAAACAUCUGCGGCAACGCCGUCGCCGGGGGUAUUGACUUGGCGGGGCUGUUCCCGCACUACAUUAAUAUUCGCCGCGGUGCUAUCAUUACCUUCAUCGCUGCAUGGGUUGUGCAGCCGUGGCAACUGAUCAACAAGGCGACUACGUUUAUUCAGGUGCUGAGUUCAUUCUCGGUGUUUCUGGCGCCCAUUAUUGGAGUCAUGGCGACAGAUUACUAUAUCCUGAGAAGUCGGAAGGUGAAGCUAAGUCAUUUGUAUCGGACGCAGGACAGUGAUUACUGGUACUGGCAUGGGGUUAACUGGCGCGUUAUCCCGGCUUGGCUCGGCGGCUGGGCUCCAACGGUGGGCGGAUUGGUGGUUACGGUGCAGGGAAAGGCGAAUCCGCCGAGGGGGUUGGUGGAGCUGUACUAUAUGGCUUUCUUGAUUGGGUUCUUUGUUAGUAGCACCAUUUUCUUGGUGCUUAACAAGAUCUUUCCGAGGGGGGGAAUGGGCGAGUAUGAUGAGGUCGAUAUCUACGGGACGUUCACGGCCAAAGAAGCAGCUCGCUUGGGAGUGGUGGGGCUGGAUGAUGCCGGUGAUGUGAUUGAAGGGGUUGAGCGGGCCGCAGAUGUGGAAGAUAAGAAGGGUACGACCGAGGAAGUGGUCGAGAAGAACUGAUAGAAUUGAUCAAUAAGACUGUAGGUUAAAGCGCACCUAGACCGUCUGCAUUUGCACUUGAUUCUUGAAUACGAUAGUAGUAAGAUCCGACCCAGACUUCUGCAG
Molecule: messenger RNA, 1812 nt
Organism: Mytilinidion resinicola
Lineage: Eukaryota; Fungi; Ascomycota; Dothideomycetes; Mytilinidiales; Mytilinidiaceae
Product: uracil permease
Exons: 5
Coding region: 1-1707 (568 amino acids)
Biological process (GO): nucleobase transport; transmembrane transport
Cellular component (GO): plasma membrane
Molecular function (GO): nucleobase transmembrane transporter activity
Source: RefSeq, a predicted model, not a curated record